This is a messenger RNA of Rotaria socialis, 503 nucleotides long. The record is from the annotation of a GenBank genome assembly. NCBI's taxonomy places the organism in Eukaryota, Metazoa, Rotifera, Eurotatoria, Philodinida, Philodinidae.
AUGUCGACAGCAACUACAUCAACAACCACAACAUCAACAUCCACAACAUCGACAUCAACAUCAACAACAAUGGCGACAACGACAACAACAACGACGACAACGACAACAACAACAACGAACAGUAAGACAAAGUUUUCACUGCUAGCGCUUUGAAUAAUAGUUUCAAAGAAAUCAAAUUUUAAAUAUUUUGAAAACUAUACUUCUCUAACUUUCUUCUACUUCAUACAGACAUAAUACCCAGGCAGCUGAUUCCGUCACUGGGAUCCGUGAAUUUUCGGCGGGAUUCUACAGGAAAGAUACUCUUUCCAGUUGGAGAAGACCCGAAAAUGGUAGAUUCUUGAAAGGAGGAAUGCAAACGUCAUCUCCGGUUGCUGAUUACAGGAGAUUCGAGUAGUUUUCGACCGAUAAUGCAUAAAUUUAGGGUGUGGGGUUCCUAAUAAAAAUAGGCACUCCUACACUGAUGUCAACAUUGCACAACACAAAGCCCCCCCCCCGGCCCGCCC